AUGAAGGAUUCUAAUGAAUUUAAUAAAUAUUUAGUACUAGUAGUAAUAUCUAUGUCUUUAAUUCUGGCUAUAAUAUCGGAACUUAUUUCAUAUUUUUUUGUACUCCGUAAAAGCGAUUAUUAUAAACUACGGGAUAACCUAACUCGCACAAAGUUAAAAUUAGACAAGCUAAAGCUUAAAGAGAAAUCUGGUAUAAUUAUAGAAAAUACUACUAUGUCAUCUAAUUUUAGUAUCCCUAGAACUAAAAGAGAUCCUAAGAUUGAAGCAUUGGAACAAAGUAUAACAACUAUUAAUCAAAAGAUGUCAAUGAUCAAAUUAAGAUCAAGUUUCUUUACUGGUUUACUAUUUGCCUUAUUAAUUCCUUUUAGAACUUAUUUACUUGGUGAUGUACCUGUGUGUAAACUCCCAUUUGAACCAGUUCCAAUGUUUAGAAUAAUAACACAAGCUGGAUUAAAUAAUUGUGCUCCUAAUGAAGCUGGAAGUAUAUUUAUAUUUGGUCAGGCCUUUAUGGCUUUUAGAAUAAUCAUUCAAAAGGCUAUUUUUAUGGAUGCAACAUCUUCCUUUGGAAAAAUAUAG
Cryptosporidium muris RN66 is the source of this 576-nucleotide messenger RNA. RefSeq lists its product as uncharacterized. The record is from RefSeq and is a predicted model, not a curated record. Bases 1 to 576 code for a protein of 191 amino acids. Gene Ontology annotation, cellular component: cytoplasm; endoplasmic reticulum membrane. Gene Ontology annotation, biological process: endoplasmic reticulum calcium ion homeostasis. Lineage: Eukaryota; Apicomplexa; Conoidasida; Eucoccidiorida; Cryptosporidiidae. The transcript has a single exon. Gene Ontology annotation, molecular function: calcium channel activity.